AUGGCACGAACAAAACAAACGGCAAGGAAAUCAACCGCCGGUAAGGCCCCCAGAAAGCAGUUAGCCUCCAAGGCAGCGAGAAAGUCAGCUCCAAUUUCUGCGGGUAUUAAAAAACCUCACAGAUAUAGACCAGGAACUGUCGCCUUGAGAGAAAUUAGAAGAUACCAAAAGUCCACUGACCUUUUAAUUAGAAAAUUGCCAUUCCAGAGAUUGGUCAGAGAAAUUGCACAGGACUACAAAACCGACUUGCGCUUUCAGUCAUCUGCAGUCAUGGCUCUCCAAGAAGCAGCAGAGGCCUACUUAGUAGGACUCUUCGAAGAUACCAACUUGUGUGCCAUUCACGCCAAGAGAGUUACCAUCAUGCCAAAGGAUAUACAGCUAGCCAGACGGCUCAAGAGAGAAAUCACCUUUCACCAGGACUGCUUUACUACCCACAUUGGUUUUAUUUUUUUAUAA
Messenger RNA from Plasmodium cynomolgi strain B, 456 nucleotides. Its product is annotated as histone H3. Gene Ontology annotation, cellular component: nucleosome. Gene Ontology annotation, molecular function: DNA binding; protein heterodimerization activity; structural constituent of chromatin. The transcript has 2 exons. The record is from RefSeq and is a predicted model, not a curated record. Lineage: Eukaryota; Apicomplexa; Aconoidasida; Haemosporida; Plasmodiidae. The coding region runs from base 1 to 456 and encodes 151 amino acids.